Messenger RNA from Anguilla anguilla (European eel), 3206 nucleotides. RefSeq names its product STE20 related adaptor beta (gene stradb). The record is from RefSeq and is a predicted model, not a curated record. Gene Ontology annotation, biological process: protein phosphorylation. Gene Ontology annotation, molecular function: ATP binding; protein serine/threonine kinase activator activity; protein kinase activity. The coding region runs from base 1070 to 2347 and encodes 425 amino acids. The transcript is spliced from 13 exons. NCBI's taxonomy places the organism in Eukaryota, Metazoa, Chordata, Actinopteri, Anguilliformes, Anguillidae.
UAAAGUUUAAACCACUUUUGUUGCUUUGGCAUAUUUGUGAAAUUAGCAAGGAAGCUCGAAUUUUGUUGACUGAAAAAUGUGUUGCAGUUUUGUUCAGUUGUGACUUGCAGUGGUGUCUCGUCUAGUAGCCUAUACAAAGAAAAGAAGUUUACUUGAUUUUUAAAAACACUCGGAAAAUGUUAAUUCUAUCGACAUGUUUUUCAACAUUGAUAUGCCUACGCUAGUCAGCUAUACCCUUCCAUUGUUCUUUUGGUUACUGUACCGUUGCACAGUGUAGUUCUCAAAUUUUUUUCUUAUUCAUUUUUUAUACUUAAUUAAUCCACAUCUGACUGGACUUUCGCUGGUUUUAUGUGUUAGGGCGCCCCACCGAUCAGACAUUUAGUGUAUUUUCUCUUGGUGGUAGCCAACGUGUACACUUUUAGACAAAUGUAAAUGAAUACGGGACUUAUAGACAGACAAAAGAAGACUUCGUAGGGGGUAUCUGUACACAAACAGGCUAAUACACAAAUCAUCCAAAAUCCCCCCAUCGUCCCUCACCAUAGCGACGUCCCGUCAACAAUAAUAACAAAAAUGCUGAUACAGUUUAGCACAUAGGGACAAGUAACAGGCGGUUCGCCGUCCCCGUCCUCAAUCCCCCUUUUCUCAUUCAGGGGACGCACACGGGGAGCGAGCUUCAUUCAUGCGCUUCAUCGAACCGAGCGGGCUGUUGUGCAGACGUUUCACCACAAAUACCAACUGUGUUCUAAAAUAAUUAUGCAUGCAUUGUUUUUAUAUAAAUAUUGAAUAAUAUGUAUAGCCUAUUGUGCCCUUGGUAUGCUCGUUGUGGCUACAUUUGUUUGCAAAGGAACGUGUACUAUUAACGGGAGCAUCUUGGUAGCAUUAUGUACUUGAAGACGGGGUUGACAGCCUUUGCGACUGGACGUGAUAAGAAAAUCGAUUCUAGAAGCCAGAUGAAGUCCGUGCUCAGAGAUCAUGCAGCGAAAUCAGAACCGUUUUAACGCCAAACAGCGUCUCGUGCUAAAGGAUAAAUGCCCUUGCGUGAAGUGAUUCGAACGAAGAAAAGGAUUCCAUGUCUUUCUUGGACUGCUCCUGCAUCUCCCAAACCCAGGUCCAGUCCAUCUCCAUAGAGGACCAGUAUGAGGAUGUCAGCCACCAGUACUUGAGCGGCGAUCUCUCCGCGAGCGCUCCGCGCAAGGCCGCCGCCCGAGAUGACAUGGCCGACCUCUCCGCCGACGCCGCGCAUUACCAGCUGCUGCUGGAGCUGGGUCGCGGCUUCAACAACCUGAGCCAGGUGUGCAUGGCGCGGCACGUGCCCUCCGGCAGGCUGGUGGCGCUGAAGAGCACGGACCUGGACCAGUGCACCGAGGACGAGCUGCUGCAGCUGCUGAACGAGGUGCUGCUCUCCCGGCUCUUCCUGCACCCCAACCUGCUGACCUCCCGCCUGGUGUUCGGCCGCUCCUGCCAGCUGUGGGUCCUCACGCCGCUCAUGAGCUACGGUUCUGCUGAUGCUCUGCUCAGGACCUAUUUCCCUGAUGGGAUGAGUGAGUCUCUCAUUGCGUACCUGCUGCACGGUGUCCUGAAGGCUCUGGAGUACCUGCAUCACAUGGGCUAUGUGCACAGGGGUGUGAAAGCGAGCCACAUCCUGCUGUCAGGUGAGGGCCACGUGUACCUGUCCGGCCUCCACAGCCUCUACAGCAUGGUGCGUGACGGCAAGAGAGUGAGAACCGUGUUCGACAUGCCCCAACACAGCCCCGCCCUGCUACCCUGGCUCAGCCCUGAGCUGCUCAGACAGGACCUACAUGGAUACGGAGAGAAGUCAGAUAUCUACAGUCUGGGGAUUGUCGUCUGUGAGCUGGUCAGUGGAAGGGUGCCCUUCCAGAAUAUGCACCCUACUCAGAUGCUGUUACAGAAGCUGCGGGGGUCUCACUGCUGCCUGCUGGACGUGACCCCUUUCCCCUUGGGGGAGCUGGGGGGGCUGAAGGUGUCCCGGUCCGGGGUGGACUCCGGCAUCGGGGAGAGCGUGGCGACGGGGAGCCUGACCCGAACCGCCACCACCGAGCGCCCCCAAAGCCCCGCCCCCAAGAACCACUCCGCCACCCUCCACAACCUGGUCGAGGUGUGUCUGCAGCCGCAGCCGGACCGCAGGCCCUCUGCCUCAGCACUGUUGACUCAUGCCUUCUUCAGACAGGUUAAGAGACACACGCGAGACUCCUUCCUCAGCCUGAUGUAUCCUGCCGUACCCUUCUCCAGCCCCCAGGACACGCCCAUAUCCUGUCCCCCCGCCCCCUCUUGCCACAGCCCCUCCCCCCCUGUGGACUCGGAGGAAAGCAUGUGGGACUUCUCCUAGCAACCCCACCUCCAUCUCCCCUCCCUCUCCCCCACCUCGGCCAGCCACCUCUACUUCAGGAAAAUCACACAGGAAGCCCAAACAUGAUGCAGCGUUCUAUUUCCACUUUUUUUCUCGGAUCAACUUUUCUAUUGUUUUGUAAACAUGCGCACCCACGGUGGCUGAUUGGGUGAGACCUGCACAGGUGCUCUACCUGCGUGUAGCUGCUUUUCACACCUGAGCUGUGAUUAACCCACUGCCAACAAGUGUCCUUCAGUUUGGCCUCCUCCAGCCAUUUCAUUUAUAACGCGCGUCCCUGACAGUGGACAGUGGGCACAGGGCAGUUCGAAAGUGCAGUACGUGUGAAAGAUUGUGAAGUCGGUGCCGUUGUCACCAUGAGGUAUACUGGGAGCCCGGAGCUGUUAUUUAAGUUCAUGUUCACAAUGCAGACAUGUACUCAACAUGGUUGAACAUUGGCUUAAUGACAGCUAACAUUCGAGAACAUAAUCAGACUUUUAAAAAAAUUUUUUUUAACCUGUUCACCACAAAUGAUCGCUAACGUAACCCAACAGUCUGUAAAGGUAUGUAACACAAAUGGCUACCAAAGGGGAAGACACCAAGAAAAUGAGUAAGUUGACAAUCAUUUGGCUGUUCAAAAAUCAUUUUAAUAAAUGUACUAUUUGGUUCUAACUUUUAAAAACAAUCCCUGGGUAAUCCACAGUGAAAAAAUCACUUUUUUGGAAACAAAAUAGAAGCUUCAAUUUGAAAUCACCGGUUAGCGCCUUGUUGAAUGCAGGGUCUCUCUUCGGUGUCUCACUGUCCAAAUUAAACUAAUUCCUCAUUUUUGUCUGGAUUUUAGUUAGUAUGUCCUGGAACGCAA